Pocillopora damicornis (cauliflower coral) is the source of this 2589-nucleotide messenger RNA. Its product is annotated as general transcription and DNA repair factor IIH helicase/translocase subunit XPB. Gene Ontology annotation, biological process: transcription initiation at RNA polymerase II promoter; nucleotide-excision repair. Lineage: Eukaryota; Metazoa; Cnidaria; Anthozoa; Scleractinia; Pocilloporidae. Gene Ontology annotation, molecular function: hydrolase activity; DNA binding; ATP binding. The record is from RefSeq and is a predicted model, not a curated record. Gene Ontology annotation, cellular component: transcription factor TFIIH holo complex; transcription preinitiation complex; nucleotide-excision repair factor 3 complex.
UUACACCAAAAUCGUCUUCUGCCACAGUGAAUGAUCAGGCAAAUGAAGAUGAGUUUGGAGCCAAAGAUUAUCGCAAGCUGAUAGAGCUCAAAGCAGAUCAUUCCUCUAGACCUCUCUGGGUGGCUCCUGAUGGUCACAUUUUCCUGGAAUCUUUCUCUCCUGUGUACAAACAUGCCCAUGAUUUUCUUAUAGCCAUUUCCGAGCCAGUCUGCAGGCCAGAACACAUUCAUGAGUACAGGUUGACAGCAUAUUCUCUCUAUGCUGCUGUCUCUGUUGGUCUCCAGACAAGUGAUAUCAUUGAAUAUUUAAGACGACUCAGCAAAACUACAAUCCCUGAUGGCAUAAUCCAGUUUAUAAAGUUAUGCACAUUGAGCUACGGAAAAGUGAAGCUGGUGCUGAAACACAACAGAUACUUUGUGGAGAGUAGCCAUCCAGAAGUCCUUCAGCAUCUUCUCAGAGACCCACAGAUUCAAGAAUGUAGAAAACGAACAGAGGAAGACAUGGAACUUGGCACAGGAGAGGACCAGCUUGUUAAAUCUACUGUGAGCGGAAAGUCGUCAUUGAAGUUGAAUAAACCACAAGAAUCUAAUGGAGACUCAUCACAAGCAGCAGAACAGGAUCAGCCGUCAGAGGGGACAUCCAUUCCAACUGACAUUUCAGAUUAUAUUGAGAGAAUAGACCAGGACGAAGAUGAAGAAGAGAGUCAGACUUACUCUUUUGAAGUGGAUCAAGAACACAUUGAAACGUUACAGAGAAAGUGCAUUGAACUGGACUAUCCUUUACUAGCAGAAUAUGAUUUCAAAAAUGACGCAGUCAAUCCUGAUCUGAACAUAGACCUAAAGCCAACUACAGUUUUAAGGCCAUAUCAGGAAAAAAGCCUUCGGAAGAUGUUUGGUAACGGAAGAGCCAGAUCUGGUGUCAUUGUCUUACCUUGUGGAGCUGGGAAGACUCUUGUAGGAGUGACGGCUGCAUGUACUGUGAGAAAGCGAUGCCUUGUCCUUUGUACUUCAGGUGUUGCAGUAGAACAAUGGAGAACACAGUUUAAGAUGUGGUCAACCAUUGACGAUCGCACAAUCUGCCGUUUUACUUCAGACGCGAAAGACAAACCUGUCAAUUGUAAUAUUGCAAUAUCUACGUACUCUAUGGUGUCUUUCACGGGGAAAAGAUCCUGGGAGGCUGGCGAGGUUAUGAAUUUUAUGCAAACACAAGAAUGGGGCUUAAUGAUUUUAGACGGAUUUGAACUUCCUGAUUGGACCCAAACUUUAUGAGGCCAACUGGAUGGAACUUCAGAACAAUGGAUUUAUUGCACGAGUCCAGUGUGCGGAGGUAUGGUGCCCUAUGACACCCGAGUUUUACAGAGAGUACCUCAAUAUAAGGACAAGAAAGAGGAAGUUACUGUAUGUGAUGAAUCCGAACAAGUUCCGGUCUUGCGAGUUUCUGAUUCGUUUUCACGAAAGACGAAAUGAUAAAGUUAUUGUUUUCUCCGACAACGUGUUCGCGCUCAAAAAAUACGCCGAGAAGCUUAAAAAACCGUUUAUUUAUGGACCAACUCACCAAGGAGAACGGAUGCAAAUCCUGCAGAACUUUCAACAUAAUCCUUUGGUUAACACAAUUUUUAUAUCUAAGGUUGGAGAUAACUCCUUCGAUCUCCCAGAGGCAAAUGUGUUAAUUCAGAUUUCCUCGCACGGUGGCUCAAGGAGACAGAUAUGGCCGCGGAGGAGUACAACGCAUUCUUUUACACUCUUGUCUCUACGGACACUGAAGAAAUGUUUUAUUCUGCAAAGCGUCAGCGUUUUCUGGUAAAUCAAGGGUACAGCUUUAAGGUCAUUACACGGUUGGCUGGAAUGGAAGAGGAGAAUUUGGAGCUUGGAGACAAGAGAAAACAGCAGGAACUCCUACAGCAGGUGCUGGCUGCUAGUGACGCAGACGCUGAGGAAGAGAGAGUGGGUAAUGAAAUAAACCGCAGUAGCUCGCAGAGCUCUAUAGUAUCUCGGCGCCAAGGCUCAAUGGCUUCCAUGUCUGGAGCAGACGAUAUGAUGUAUCUGGAAUACAGGAGUAGUUCAAAACAAUCCAAGUCUAGACAUCCCCUGUUUAAACGUUUCAGAAAAUGAAUUGGAAUGAACUGAGUCUAGCAUUUUAUGCGACUAUAAAAGAUUCGUUCUAUGAGACUAAAAGAUUGAAAAGAGACAUUAGUAGACCAAGAAGGAUCAGAAAUGGCUAAGGAUGAAAAAGUUGAAGUCACUUUGCAAAUAAUUCGCUAGACUUCGAGCAGUCCUUGCUUUUUGGCGAAGUUCGUCACACGAGUCAAAAAAUCAGUUGGAAAGUGAAAAUCGAUGUUAGUGUGUCGCGCGGAACCCUGGGAGUGAUGCGCACGAGUUCUCGCACGGCGGACUUAGCUUAAAAGCAGGGAUUGCUUUAGUCUAAUAAGUAGCUUUUCCUGUCGGAAACGAAGCAACCUGUUGACCGCAAUGGAAAACGUUUCAAGACUGGAAACCUCUGCCUUCUUAUGGAUAGAAGUCGAUCUAUUCGUGCAAGGUGUUGAGAUUCACGAAAUUGUCUGUAAUAAAAGGUGUUGCUGAAAUAGUGUCA